AUGGCCAUGCAAGAACCGGCUGCGGGCUCGUCGGUCAUGGCACCGAGCAAUGCCUUCUUUCCUCUCGAACUCUCGGGGCCCUGUGUCAUCGACACUUCCGGACAGCAAAGCAAGGAGAUAAUUGAUGGAAUUGACAAGGUCUUCGAUUCUAGCAGCGUGGGAACAGUUGGGUACUAUAAGAAAGGUUAUGGGAAUUACAUUGUGGAUGCGGAUGGGAAUACACUGCUGGACGUCUUAUCCCAAAUUGUAUCCCUCGCAGUUGGUUACAACAACCCAGCUCUGCUCGAGGUUGCGAGCUCCCCCGAGGUUGCCUCCGCGCUCCAUGACUGGGCAUCCAUUCUAGAGGCGGGAAUUAUCAAGAUCGCACCAAAAGGCUUGAAUCAAGUCUUUACGGCCUAUUCGGGAGCCGAUGCAAACGAAGCAGCCUACAAAGCAGCACUCCGAGUUACCGAGGACGAGGUUCUUUCCACUAUGAACAACCGAGCUCCAGGAUCACCGAACGUGUCUAUCAUGUCUAUCAUGUCUUUCAAGGCCGGAUUUCAUGGCCGGUUGUUCGGCAGUCUCUCCACUACACGAAGCAAAGCCCUCCACAAAUUGGAUAUUCCAGCCUUCGAUUGGCCGCAGUGCUCGUUUCCCUCCCUGAAAUACCCUCUAGAGGAGCACAUGGAUGAAAACGCCGACGAAGAAUUCCGUUGCCUAAGAGAGGCCGAACACAUUAUUCAGAACUAUCAUAAUCGAGUCGCUGCGAUUAUUGUCGAACCGGUCCAAUCAGAGGGGGGCGAUAGACACGCGAGUGCAUUCUUCUUCCAGGGCCUUCGUGAUAUCACGAGACGAAACGGUGUCCUCUUUAUAGUUGAUGAGGUUCAAACGGGUCUCGGUGCAACGGGUCGUUAUUGGGCCCACGAGCACUGGAAUCUGACCCAGCCUCCUGACAUGGUCACAUUCUCGAAGAAGGCCCAAGCUGCGGGCUUCUACUUUGGCAACCCUGAGCUGAAACCCUCAAAGCCAUUCCGUCUUUCGAACACCCGGACUGGAGACCCAGCUCGGGCGAUUCUAUUGAGCGAGAUUGUCAAGGAGAUUGAAAGACUGGACUUAUUGGAGAAUACUGCAUCUGUUGGUAACUACCUCUACACCAAGGUCGAAAGUCUCUCGGUUAGAUUUCCCAGCGUGUUUCAGAACUUGCGAGGUAAGGGCUUUGGUACAUUCAUUUCGUUUGACACACCCCAGCGUGACAAGUUCUUGGCUUUGGCAAAAAUGAAUGGGAUUCAUAUUGGAGGCUGUGGGGAAUCUGGUGUCAGGCUUCGGCCUAUGCUUAUCUUCCAAAAGCACCAUGUCGAUAUACGUUUGAUGUUUUUGAGAGGGUUGCGCCUCAACUUUAGGAUAGGGAAUACAUUCCAUGUGUCUUCUCUAUUCCGCCGUAUUUGCUUCUUCCGUCGUUGA
This is a messenger RNA of Aspergillus steynii IBT 23096, 1440 nucleotides long. Its product is annotated as 4-aminobutyrate aminotransferase. Gene Ontology annotation, molecular function: pyridoxal phosphate binding. Gene Ontology annotation, biological process: GABA catabolic process. Gene Ontology annotation, cellular component: mitochondrion. The transcript has 4 exons. The record is from RefSeq and is a predicted model, not a curated record. NCBI's taxonomy places the organism in Eukaryota, Fungi, Ascomycota, Eurotiomycetes, Eurotiales, Aspergillaceae. The coding region runs from base 1 to 1440 and encodes 479 amino acids.